Messenger RNA from Staurois parvus, 385 nucleotides. The record is from the annotation of a GenBank genome assembly. NCBI's taxonomy places the organism in Eukaryota, Metazoa, Chordata, Amphibia, Anura, Ranidae.
CAUGCGUGACUCCUGGAGUGCGCAGCGCAGCGAUCAGUGCUGUGUCCCUGAUGAUCAGUGUAGCCCCAGCAGUGCCACCUGUCAGUGUCCAUCAGUGCCAGCUAUGAGUGCCACAUAUCAGUGCCUACCAGUGCACAUUAAUGCCACAUAUCAGUGCCCAUCUGAGCUGCCUUUCAGUGUUACCCAUCGGUGCCAGUCAGUGCCACCUAUCAAUGCCAAUCAGUGCCACCUAUCAGUGCUGCCAAUCAGUGCCUAUCAGUGCCAGUCAGUGCCGCCUAUCAGUGCGCAUCAGUGCCGCCUAUCAGUGCCCGUCAGUGCCGCCUAUCAGUGCCACCUACCAGUGCCAGUCAGUGCCGCCUAUCAGUGCCAUAUUGUCACGUACCUG